CCGAGGCCAUAUACAAGUACGGUACGCACAGCCAUAUGAACUCGAUCAAUCAAACUGCGUCCUGCGUUCUGGCAGAUCGCCAACUGGGUCCGCAGGUCUCCGUGCGCUGCCGAAGUUUCGAUUUUACGGUCACAUUUGAAGAAAGUAUUUUGUCAGUUCUCCCAUCAGUGCUCUUCAUUAGUUCUGCAGCCAUUCGAAUUGCCCUUCUUUACAAGGAGAACCCCAAGGUUGGGGCGCGACUUUCCCAAAGACUGAAGCUGUCUCUGGCAGGCGUCUUUGGUUUGCUCCAGUUGUCACUUCUUGCCAUUUACACCCGACCGCAGCACCCGGAUCAUCAGCCGUGGGGAAUUGCAGCAUUGGCUCUAGCAGUGGCAGACUCCAUCUUUGUCGGUUUACUCUCGUACUUGGAACAUGGAAGGGCGAUCUCCCCAUCCGGCAUAUUGCUUUCUUAUCUUCUGUUGACGACAUUGCUCGAUGCCGCUCGUUUGAGAACUAUAUGGCUGCUUCAUCAUGGCAGGCUGCCUUUCCAGGUGAUCGCUUCACUCAGUCUAGCUAUGAAAGUGUCCAUUCUUUUCAUUGAAUCAAGGGAAAAAACUGAGCACUUCCUCGACUCACAUGAUGCUGCACGAUCGCCCGAGGAAACGAGAGGACUAUUUAGCAAUGGCCUGUUCCUGUGGACAAACUCUCUUCUUUGGAGGGGGUUUAGAAAGGUUCUUUGCUUGAGCGACCUCUACAAUGUUCCAGGGGAAUGCAUUGGCGUUGGACUAGACCAGGGGUUUGAAGAGGCUUUCGAAAAGAGCCAGGCAAAGAAUUAUAGGCUUGUCAAAGCCGCGUUGAGGGUUUUCAUGUUCAGGCUGUUGCGUCCAGCAAUGCCGCGAAUUUUCCUUCUAGCAUUCACCUUAUUACAACCGAUUCUAAUGCUGGAGCUUCUUCGCUGGCUAGAACAGGCUUCCCAUCGCGACAUGAACAUAGGCUACGGCUUACUAGGAGCCUAUGCCAUCUUGUAUAUAGGCCAGGCUAUCGCCACUGGUGCUUAUUGGCGUCUUCAGCUCCGAUUCAUCACGACCCUCCGUGGAACGUUGAUCUCAGCGAUCUAUCGAAAGGCACUCCAACUCCGUGAUGUCGAGGCAAAGAAGGCUACUGUGGCUCUGCUGAGCACCGAUGUAGAGAUGGCAUGCACUGGACUAGAGCAGCUCCACGAGGUUUAUUUUAGUCUGUUGCAGAUCGGCAUCGCAACCUGGCUGUUGGAGCGGCAAGUCGGGGCGGCGUGCGUUUCUCCUGCUAUCGUGGCAGCGACCUGCGCCAUUGCUACAUACAAAUUGUCCCAGCAUGUGGGUCAAAGUCAGAAAGCAUGGUUGACGAGCGUACAAAAACGGUUGAAUGCCACCACAUCAGUUCUUUCAAACAUGAAAACUGUGAAAUUAUCCGGUUUUGCGAAAAGCAUUUCCGAUAGGCUUUCUGAUCUGCGUGAUAGCGAGCUUCAAUCUGCUUCAAGAUACCGUACGAUCUUAGUGUGGGUUAUGGGCUUGGCGUACGCUCCUUCGGCAAUAUCCCCCGUGGUGACUUUGACCAUCUACGCCGCCAUUCAAUCUAACGCCUGGACUUCAUCCAGUGCAUCUCAUAUCUAUACUGCUAUCUCGCUCCUAGGUCUCAUCGCAUCCCCCUUGGUGGCUGUGUUUCAACUGGUUCCUAUGGUUGUGGCGGCACUGAGCUGCCUAGACCGAAUUGAAGGAUUCCUCGCGAGUUCAGCCCACGCGGACUACCGGGUUUCACCCAGAACACCAGGUACCCUGAUUAUCUCUGAAAAGCAGGCAAUGGAGACUAUCAACCCUUCAUGUCCUUCAUCAGAUCAGGAACCAGGGGACCCAUCUCGAUUUGCCUUGACCAUCAAUAAUGCAAGCUUCUCUUACCCUGGAUCAUCUUCUGCCGUGCUUCAAGACAUUACGGUCAACAUCCCACGGUCGCAGCUCACACUAAUUUUAGGACCCGUCGGCAGUGGAAAGUCAGCACUUCUCCGGGCUAUGCUUGGAGAAAUGGAUCUACUCACAGGCAGCGUGGAAAAGAAAGUCCGAGAUCCUGCGUAUUGCCACCAAUCUCCUUGGCUUCUGAAUAGUUCUAUCCGAGAAAACAUCGUUGGUCCCGAUCAAGACCUUGACACUGAGCUCUACAGUAAAGCACUGUGGGCUUGCGAGUUGGAUCACGAUCUUCGCGAAAUAGUUGAAGGGGAUAACACCAAGGUCGGAAGUAGCGGCGUCACGCUGAGUGGGGGACAGAAACAGCGGAUUGCGAUGGCCAGAGCCGUAUAUGCGCGAAAAGAGCUUUUUGUUCUCGACGAUAGUUUCAGUGCGCUUGAUCCUCGCACGGAGGGGAAGGUUGCGCGGCGCCUUCUCGGACCCAAAGGCAUGAUGCGAGAGAACGGACAGACUGUGGUUGCUGCUUCCAACGGAGAAUGGUUGUUACCGUACGCCGAUCUGAUUAUUCUUCUUGACAUUAAUGGCAGGAUCCGGGCCCAGGGCUCGCCGGAAGAACUGGCAUCACAUUUCACUAUUCCAUCCAAGGGCAACAACAUGGAAGACGACGAUAUCUACAUCUCAAACCAAGAAGCUUUGUCAGUUCCGAAUACAUCUUCCGAUAAGAAAGUCCAACAGACCGAACCAGGGUACGAUGGCCCUGAACAUCGCAAUGUUCCAGUUUAUCGUUCCUAUUUCCGCUCCAUGGGUUUCUGGCGAAGCAUGGUAUUAUGUGCUCUUCUGAUUCUCCAGACACUUUUCUCAAAGUUUCCCACUGUCUGGCUUCACUGGUGGUUGGAUAAAGACCCUUCGAGCAUGGGGUCUUCAUACGCGAAGUACAUCGGAGUCUACAGUCUCUUUCAGGCUGCAUCCAUGAUAUUCACCCUUCUUGCCGCCUUCCAGCAACUGCGCAUUGUCAUGCCACAGACCAGUCGCUAUUUCCACAGUCGUCUCUUGGCAGCUGCCAUGGGAAUGCCAAUGCCGGAUUUCAGCAGGAUUGACACGGGGUCAAUCAUCAACAACAGAUUCAGCCAAGAUUUGCAAUUAAUCGACUGGAACCUACCAGUCACGUUUCUGAAUGCCUCGGAAGGUGCUCUCGCGACAUUGGCACAGGUCAUCAUCAUCGCAAGCUCCUUUCCCUACAUUUUCAUCGCAUUUCCAGUUCUCUUCGCCCUCAUGCUCGCCAUUCAGAGGUUUUACCUGCACACAUCGAAGCAAAUACGCGCGAUGGACAUUGAGGCGAAGAGCCCGCUGCUCGAUCACUUCCUCGAGACCAUAAAUGGCCUCCAUACAGUUCGUGCAUUUGGCUGGCAGCACGACAUCCGCAAAAAGCACGACGCACUUCUUAACGCGUCACAGAGGCCCUACUACCAGCGAUUCAUGGUUCAAAGAUGGCUGAACCUCGUGCUCGACAUGGUAGCUGCGGGAGUCGCGAUUCUUGUGGUCGGACUGGCCAUCAGACUGCAAACUCGGUCGACGCUGGUCGGACUCGCAUUGGUCAAUGUCAUCUCCCUGAAUGAGACCCUGCAACUGCUGAUCCUUCAAUGGGCGGUGAUGGAGAUUUCACUCGGAUCCAUCAUACGUUUGGAAGAAUUCACGGUCCAAGCCAGAACCGAUCGUCUCCUCGAGCAGCAAAACAACCCUCCUGUCCAGGCGAUUGGGGGUCUGUGGCCCCCGCAUGGCUCAAUUGAAUACAAAAAUGUGACUGCCCGAUACCAAAAGAAUGAUCCCGACGUGCUCAAGAACAUUUGCUUGUCCAUCCCCGCCGGCUUCAAAGUGGGGGUCUGCGGUCGAACGGGCAGCGGAAAGAGCACUCUGAUCUCUGCACUGUUUCAGAUGAUCGACCUCACCUCUGGGUGUAUCGUCGUCGACGGCGUUGAUAUCGCAGCGCUCGACCCCGGGUUGGUCCAAUCGCAUCUGAUUGGUAUAUCUCAACACAGUUACAUCAUGCCGGGAGUUUCCGUUCGGGAUAAUCUGCAGCUGGGGUGUGUCAACCCAUCGGAAGAUUCUCAACUCAUCGCAGCCCUGCAGAAAGUCGAUCUUUGGAAUUUCGUCUCGAAACGAGGAGGUCUCUCGGCUAUCCUGGACAAUGAGGCAAUGUCUGCCGGACAGAGUCGGCUUUUUACCUGUGCGCGAGCCCUCCUGCGGUCUGGGUCGGUAGUGGUGUUGGACGAGCCGGCCAGCAGCCUCACAGCUGAAACGGCGGAUUUGGUCCACCGAGUCAUUUUGGAGGAAUUCAAGGAGCGGACAGUCAUUGCUGUUAUGCACCAGAUUGAAAGGUUACUGGAUUUCGAUAUGGUAGUGGUGAUGGGGGAUGGUCGACUGGUGGAGAUGGGCCAGCCUCGGGAGCUGCAGGAGGGGAAUGGUCUCUUUCGAAGUCUGCUCGACGCAAGUCAAUCACGUCAAUGAGUUUGCUUUGCCUUCCCUACGAAAUGCUGGUGUGGAGUUGAGAUUGAUGCUAAAGUGUCAGAGCAUUUUGCCUUUGGCUCUUUUGUUAUAUUUGUUGUUGUCUAGUAUACGAGUCCUGGCUAAUUACUCUCGGAAUCGGCCCGAAUGAUUUAUAUAAGCACAGAGGGCAACUUGAUCCAACCGAGCUUGAGUUGUAAGAUCGCUC
This is a messenger RNA of Aspergillus aculeatus ATCC 16872, 4623 nucleotides long. RefSeq lists its product as uncharacterized. Gene Ontology annotation, molecular function: ATP binding; ATP hydrolysis activity; ABC-type transporter activity. NCBI's taxonomy places the organism in Eukaryota, Fungi, Ascomycota, Eurotiomycetes, Eurotiales, Aspergillaceae. The transcript is spliced from 13 exons. The record is from RefSeq and is a predicted model, not a curated record. Gene Ontology annotation, biological process: transmembrane transport. Bases 36 to 4418 code for a protein of 1460 amino acids. Gene Ontology annotation, cellular component: membrane.